Molecule: messenger RNA, 595 nt
Organism: Cydia strobilella
Lineage: Eukaryota; Metazoa; Arthropoda; Insecta; Lepidoptera; Tortricidae
Product: serine protease inhibitor dipetalogastin-like
Exons: 1
Coding region: 53-556 (167 amino acids)
Molecular function (GO): protein binding
Source: RefSeq, a predicted model, not a curated record
GGAACAGCCUCCGGAAGGUGCAUUCGCCACUGCACAACUAAAAAACUGCACAAUGUGCCCCAGACACUACAAGCCGGUAUGCGCUUCCAACGGCCACUGGUACCACAAUCCCUGCUUCAUGGCUUGCGAGGUCGGCGACAACAGCGACGUCAGCAUCUUAUACGAAGGCGCGUGCAGACCUGAACACAUGUAUGAAGCAACGACAACGACGACUGAACCACCAGAAGUAGCCUGUGCGAAUUCAUGCCGGGGUUAUUACGCACCGGUAUGCGCCGAUAACCAAAAAUGGUAUAAUAACGUGUGCUUAAUGGAAUGCGAUAAUGCUGAAGCUGCCCCUGAUAAUAACCAUUGCACCGUAACUAUGCCUCCAUUGGUAUUUCAAGAACAUUACAGAGCCAAUUGUACGAACUGUACGAAGGUGUAUGACCCCGUGUGUGUGAGCAACGGUAACUGGUAUUAUAACCCGUGUAUGAUGGACUGUAUUCUUGGCACCCCUGAUACCUACGAAAGUGUAGAAACAAUCCUUUAUCAUGGAAAGUGUAUUAACUUUUUGUAGCAGUUUCCGUUGGUGGAGGAUAUUUUGUAUAGCGGUCUA